GGCAUAAGGCUGGUAUACAUGCAAUGGCCAGCAGAAACUGGUGUAUAAACGUUGUUCGUCACUUUAAACUUGAGUCUUCGCUGGCAAGGAUGUCAAUAUUUUGCAAUGAUUCGUCAACGUACGGUUGGGAGUUGUGACGAUAUAUAACAUUAAUUGGAAGAACUGCAAUUCCUGCGGAACUCUUUUUUAUUUUUAUUGAGGUGUCUCCAGCUCCAUGACUGAUUAAGGUCAGUGACCACCGUGCGACGUCAGAAUGUCGAUGUAUAGGAAGAAAAUCAUCGCCCUGCUCGUCGUCGCCGUCGUUUACCUAUUGAUACUUCUAAAGACGGAUUCCGAAGGUCAAUCUUCGACGGAGACGAUACGACACGACGUCGGGAUCGCUGCUUCUAUUGAGUCCUACAAGAGUGAAAAGAGCCCAAACUACAUCAAACCACUAGCACUAGAUAGGCAUUCUGAUGCGAAGUUCGACAACCAAAAUGACCUUCCCGAAAUGGCGCCGAAACGCGUCUCAGAAUCCGUGACGUCACAAAACUAUGGCUCCACGUGCACGCCUGCCAAUGACAUCGUGUACAUCAAAGUACAUAAGACGGCAAGUUCCACCCUUCAGAAUAUCUUCUAUCGUUUUGGGGAUGAGAAGGAUCUGACUUUCAUGCUACCGGUGCGGGAUUAUUACAUCGAGGGAGUGGAGAAAUUCAAACCAUCGGGACUCCUGAAACCGCCCCCGGGAAAACAUUACAACAUUCUGGCGAACCAUGCACGAUUCUUUUACGAAGAUUUCAAGAAAGUGAUGCCUGCGGACACCAAGUACGUCACCUUAAUCCGUGAAGCAGCCAGCCACUUUUCCAGCCAGUACUCUUACCGCGUCCUGAAGCGCCAAUACAAAGUAGAGCUGGACGAGUUUUCGCGAAAUCCCAAAUUAUAUUUCGAGAAGUACGACCUCAACAAGAAAGGGCGAUUCAGUGGAAGGGAUCCGGAACUCUACGACCUGGGCUUAAAUAAGAAAGACAUGUAUGACCCCAUCAAAGUGGAUAAUUAUAUCAAAUUUCUUGACGAGAAAAUGGAUCUUGUUCUUCUGACGGAGUUCUUCCAAGAGUCAGUGAUUCUCCUUAAGGAUCUUAUGUGUUGGGAUCUGCAGACGAUCGUUCAUCUCAACAGUAAAAUCCGGGUACCCCUUGGGAAAGAAAAAGGCGCGAAAACUUCGCAAACAAAUUCGACAAAAGCGGACGCGUUGACGGACCGUCUGAACGAGUGGAAUGCUGGUGAUUACAAAAUGUAUGACCAUUUCAAUCGGACUUUAUGGAAAAAGGUUGAAGCUUAUGGACGUGAGCGCAUGGCAAGAGAAAUUGCAGAGUUGAAUGUUCUAACUCAGAGGUAUGAAGCAGAAUGUAUGAGUGGGACUAAGAUCCGGGAUAUAUCUUAUUGGUCAGGACCGAUCGGGUUAAAAGAGUACGUGUUAAAGAAAGAGAAAGAACACAAUAUGACGUGCAAAAGACUCGGAAUGAGUGAACCGGAGUUUGUUGCACAUCUACGAAAGAAACAAAAAACACGACUGCAAGGAUAAAUGUAUAAUGGAAGGAUUUCCAUUGACUUUAUUAUGAUUGUCAUUAUCAUUAAUUUAUCUUCAUUAUUUGAUUUGGCGAGACGUGCCUGGAAAAUUAAAAGCGAAAUGUCACUGACCUGUGUGUCUCUCCUCCCGACAUAACUGAUUUCUAAUCUACAAAUUGAUUAGAAACUUUUUUGGGGGGGGGUGGGUUGGGCGUGCCCCCUCUCCCCUCAUCUGGAUUGACGCCCAUGCAGGGUCCUGGGAACGAUUUUUUUUACAGGGGGUGCUGACGUAAGUUUGACAAGAAAAAAAGGGUUUCAUAACAUGAAAGUCAUUUUGGUCAUGAGAAAUUUGACAUGCAGAAAUAGAAGGUUUCACGACACAAUCGAAGUCAUUUCGGGACAUACAAAUUUCUCACGCAAAAAAAAAGGGGGGGGGGUGUCAACACAAAAUGUAGGUCAUUUUGGUUACAUUACGCCAUUUUGUCACACCUACCAGACUUCCAGGGGGUGCUGCCUAUGGAGAAUAAUACACGCAGCGACCCCAGGAAAAUCUUGGGAGUGCUUCAGCACCCCCGCUUCUCAGGGCCAUGCGCCCAUGUUAACGACGGGUAGACCUCGUCAAUAUACAUGCAGAAUCAAUAUUUACAUGUACUCCAAAUUUGCUGCUUCGGGGCACACACCACUAACUAUUUUCCCAUAGACUCAUGUGUUAAAAAGGAGAUUUAUUUAAAAAAAUAAUAAUAAUGACACCAUCCAAACCUUUGUCAUUUGGUAGUUCAUCCAAUAUCCUUCAGACGCCAAAAAUAUGAAAAGGGGGUUUUCCGGGGGGGGGGGGGGCACUCAGUAUAUAAUGCAUAGUGGGUAUGUGCCGCGGAGGGGACCCCCAUUUUUACACUCAAAUUUCCGUUCCAAGGCAUAGCAUUUUUGUCUUAUUGAGAAAAAGAACAAAGAAAGCCGCUCCAAAGCAUAGCAUUUUCUUCUUAUCGAGAAAAAAGAAGAAAGAAAUCCGCUCCAAAGCUUCGCAUAUUUUCCGUUACGCCGUUCCGGUGUACCGGCGGAUCCUGCGCCUGGCAGAUACUGUUCUAGGCACCAAAUCCGCCGGCGGAUCGUAUUCUACUCUGGCGGAUUCAGUACCACUCUCUUCGGAAGAUAUCGUUCUUGCGCUAUCGCGAUAUCCUUCAUUCACAUACGUCACGUGGUACGAGAAAACUAGUCAAAAGCGGUAGAUUUCAUCAAUUAAAGCUUGCAGAAAAAGAUAUUUAUGUUAUCUCUAUGUGAUAUGAGUGAAAAAAUAAAAUGCGUAAUCUGAAAGGGGAAAAUAACGCAUUUUCUUGUUACAACUCUAUGGAAUUACACCACUUCUAACAUUGCGAGGCCGGUGAAAGCAUUUUCGAAACCCGAUAUAUUCAGCUGUAAGCGAUGACUGCAUGAAACUUGCAUUUCUGUUUUUAGUUUAAAUUAUUAGCUUUCGAUUUGUCUGAUUUGUCAAUUAAAUUUUGGGGUCUGGUCUGGGUCUUUAAAUAGUCCACACUUAGUCUUCAUUCAACUGUCAAUGUCUGCUGCACUACUAGUAUACAAAGAAUUUUCCCCCAAGAUAAUGCUUGUAUUCAAAUAACAUGCAUUUGUUAAUUUAUUUCAUACCUAUUAAUUUAUUGCAGUAUGAAAAAUCCUCCUUAUCACAAUUUUAGGGAUAAAUUGGGCACAAUAUGCAUCGAUUAAUACAGAGUAUUAAAUGAAGGCAAACAAUGGCAGUUCGAUAAUUAAAAUCAGUAUUUUGUAUUAAAGGGAUGGUCCGGGCUGAAAAUAUUUAUAUCUUAAUACAUAGAGUAGAAUUCACUGAGCAAAAUGCUGAAAAUUUCAUCAAAAUCGGAUAACAAAUAAUAAAGUUAUUGAAGUUUAAAGUUUAGCAAUAUUUUGUGAAAACAGUCGUCAUGAAUAUUCAUUAGAUGGGCUGAUGAUGUCACAUCUCCACUUUCCGUUUUCUUAUGUUAUUACAUAAAAUCAUAUUUUUUUCAUUAUUUCAUACUUGUGUGAAUAAUAUGUCUCUUUUAUAAUGAAAUAAGUUGCAGCAAUAAAUAUCUAA
Lytechinus pictus (painted urchin) is the source of this 3628-nucleotide messenger RNA. Its product is annotated as galactosylceramide sulfotransferase-like. The coding region runs from base 254 to 1561 and encodes 435 amino acids. The transcript is spliced from 4 exons. NCBI's taxonomy places the organism in Eukaryota, Metazoa, Echinodermata, Echinoidea, Temnopleuroida, Toxopneustidae. Gene Ontology annotation, biological process: glycolipid biosynthetic process. Gene Ontology annotation, molecular function: galactosylceramide sulfotransferase activity. Gene Ontology annotation, cellular component: membrane. The record is from RefSeq and is a predicted model, not a curated record.